This is a messenger RNA of Populus nigra (black poplar), 1209 nucleotides long. RefSeq lists its product as uncharacterized. The transcript is spliced from 3 exons. Bases 65 to 958 code for a protein of 297 amino acids. NCBI's taxonomy places the organism in Eukaryota, Viridiplantae, Streptophyta, Magnoliopsida, Malpighiales, Salicaceae. Gene Ontology annotation, cellular component: chloroplast. Gene Ontology annotation, molecular function: RNA binding. The record is from RefSeq and is a predicted model, not a curated record.
UGGUAAAUAUCAUUUACCUCACUACAAAUCUAGCAGAAGCGACGACGAAGAAUUCACAGUAAUUAUGGCGGUGGCUAUAACAUCCUCAUCGACAACCCCCCAUGUCCUCCACCAUCUUCUCCGUCCACCACCAUCUCAACCACCACUGCUCUCAUACUUCUUAAGACCAAUUUGCACCACCACCACAACAACGAAAACCAUUCUCUCAAAAUCCGACAAAACCCCUAGUAAAAAAACUAACACUAUCCUCUUCUCUUCACUCUCUCCUCUCCCCAAUUCUCCUCUCCUCUUAUCCCUUCGCUCUUUCCCUUGCUUUCAAAAAGCUCACAACCACUCUCUCACCUUACAGGAACUAGAAGAAGAAGACCAAAGAGAAGAAGAAAAAGGUGAAGGCUUUAUCGAUGAUGAAAUUGAAAAUGGUGAUAAAGAGGACGAUAUUGAGGGUGAAGGUGAUAAUUUGGAGUCGGAAGGUAGUGUUGUUGAUGUUUCUGGUGAGGGUUCCACUAAAGAGGGUUUGAAGAGAAAUGGGGUAAAGGUACCGACUUUGACAGUGAAGGAAAAGAAGGAAUUAGCAUCUUAUGCUCAUGGAUUGGGAAAGAAGCUAAAGUCUCAGUUGAUUGGCAAGUCUGGUUUUACUGAUAAUGUUGCAACCUCUUUUAUUGAGACCCUUGAAGCCAAUGAGCUUUUAAAGGUUAAAAUACACAGGACUUGUCCAGGGGAGCUAGAGGAUGUGGUGCGACGAUUGGAGGAAGCAACUGGUUCAGUGGUAGUUGGUCAAAUUGGUCGGACUGUCAUUAUAUAUCGGCCUAGUCUCACUAAAAUGAAGGCGGAGGAGAAAAGGCAACAGGCUCGUAGAGUUUAUGUGAGAAAAGCACCAAAAUUGAUGUCUGUGCCAUUGUCGAGAGGAGAGCCAAGGCGAUUUUCUGGGCAUGGUCGUCGAGGAAGCAGCAGGGUAUGAACUACAUUUUCUGCUACUUGCUUGAUGGAAAGUUAAUAUUAGCGUAAAAUGGCCUUGAGGAAUUCAUGUCCAGACACAACAGAGAGGCUCUGAAAUUGGACCAACAUGCAAGGAGUUUUUUCGUUUCCAUAAAUCACGAAUUUGUUUGAUAGAUGUAGAAAUGGCUUUAAGGACAGUGAGAUAGCUUGAGUGUUUGCACCGAGAUGGUUUGCAUCGUGGCUUCUUUGAAGGAUAAAAUAUUAAUUGGCAAA